UUAAAUCAUUUCAGCAUAUGGGCCGUUUCUCUUUUGAAAGAAAGUCCAUUUUUUUAAAUUCAUUUUGGAAAUGUCUUCUGAGUUAGUUUCAUUUUUCACAACAGAUUUUUGGUUAAGAAGAACGAGAAUAUUUUAUCAGUGAACCCAGAAGACAUUUGGUAACCAAACAUACACUGACUCUCUACUCCUGCACUUCAAUAUAUUGCUCAAAAAUAUGGAAUCAUUGGACUUGCCUGCUACAGAUCCUGUUCAGAACAUCUCAUUUGGUUUCUUCAAUGACACCCUAGACUAUGAGGAUGAUGUUCCUACAAGCAUCUCCAAAGUCCUUAUGGCUGGACUCUACUGCAUGGUUUGCGUGUUGGGACUUGUUGGAAACUCAUUGGUGAUUGCCAUCAUUCUCCACUUGGACAAGAUGAAAACUGUGGCUAACAUUUAUAUCUUCAACCUGGCCGUGGCUGAUGGCUUGUUCAUGCUGGGGCUUCCCUUCCUGGCUCUACAGAUGUUCCUCAACCGCUGGAUAUUCGGCAGUUUCAUGUGCAAACUGGUCAUGAUCCUGGACGGGAUCAACCAGUUCACAAGUGUGUUCUGCUUGACUGUCAUGAGUGUUGAUAGGUACUUGGCCGUGGUCCAUCCCAUCAGAUUCUCCAAAUGGCGCUCUCCAAACGUGGCCAAGAUAGUCAGCAUCCUCCUGUGGUUCUUCUCCUUCCUGCCGGUGAUUCCCAUGGGCAUCUAUUCCAGAGUGGAGUUCAGUCUGUGCGUUUUUGUUCUACCAGCUCCCUACGAAACCUGGUCUGCUGCCUUUAUGAUCUACACCUUUGUGCUUGGAUUUGCUCUGCCCUUCACUGUAAUCUCGCUGUGCUACAUGUUACUGGUGGUCAGAUUGAGGACUGCCCUCAUAAACCCUUACACCAGGGAGGCACAUGUCUCAGAGAAAAGGGUCACCAAGAUGGUGGUCACAGUAGUGGUGGUUUUUGCCAUUUGUUGGCUGCCAUUUUACAUCAUGAAUUUCUGUUUUCUCCUGAUGCCAUUGGCUACGACUCUGUCCCUCACCAGGCUCUUUGAAUUUGUGGUUCUUCUCUCUUACUCAAACAGCUGCGCCAACCCCAUAUUAUAUGCAUGCCUCUCAACAAACUUCAGGAGGAGCUUCCAGAGGAUUCUGUGUCCCAAGAAGAGUGGCAGGAGCAUCCGGGAGCAAUCCAGUUUGGAUAACUACCAGCUCAAUGACCUUCCUGAAUCUCGAGUGACCUUAUCCAGCGGGGAAUAAGAAGAAGAGACCUUAGACAUCGACUGUAAUCACAGCAAACCUUAACAUGGCCUUCAGUGGAUAAAGGUUUGGUAACUAUCUACAGUAAGAUUUGAUACACACCUGAAGGAAAUGUUGAUGUUAUUUUCCAUGUGGUUUUAGACUAAAUUACAUUCUCAUGAUCCAUAAUUUAUUGAUUAAUUAUACUGUGUGCAGCUGUUCUGUGACUACAGACGAUUAAAGCUGAAGCUAUCACCAAACAUAAUUUCUAUAGGCGAUGUAACAUGCAUAGCUUAUGCAUCGAGCGAUUCUUGGAAAACGUUAGCAGAAAUGGCAGCUGCUGUCUUUAAGGUAAGAGGGAAGGACUUCAGAUACAAUGGGUUUGCUUCUAGGCUCUGGGGAAAACAUUGGAGAAAACAAAAGAUCCUAGAAAAUAAAAAAAGAACGCAUUUUUAAUCCCAAGAGCAAACACUCAAGUGCUGCUGAUUCUAUUAUGAGUGCAUAUUCAAGGGAGCACUUGGGUAAUGCCCUGUUUCUGGGACAGACCAGCUUUAAAAUCACUGUUACUAAUGAGUGCAAAACUCUAUGGACGCAGGGUGCUUUGAAGAUUGGUGUCAUUGAUCUGGCAACACACAAACCAUAUUGACAUAUGUAGGACGUUUGUAAGGAUUUAGAUUGAUUUGUUUUUUAGAUUUAAAAUAAUGUAUUGUAACUUGAUUGUGGUUUAAUGCUUUCCAUCGUAUAUAGAUGCUGUGGGGUGUGAGAGUGCAAACACAGUACUUUAAUGACAUAUGAAGCGACAAGGGCUGUGCAAGGAGGGAAAAUAUAUUUAGUAUGGAUAUGAAAAUUUGCAACCGGCAUUUUUCUAUUCAAAUUAAAUUAAAAUAAUACGCUCCUUGUGUAUAAUGCACAUCCUAUAUGCAACGCAUACUCUGUGUAUAACACGCAUGGCUCCAAAACCUAUAUAAAAUAUUAUUACUGGAAUGCACACAUUUUAAAUAACUCAUAAGCCAAUUAUAGAACACAGAAAUGUUACUAUUUGUGAAAGGGUACAUGUUGUAUUUAAAAAAGAAUAAUCAUAAGAUGGAGACGAAACCAGCAUGAAUCUUUUAGUACUUUUUUUUUCAAGCAAAGAAGCAUUCCAAUGCUGUACUUAUUGCUGUGUUAAUAAGACCAUUGUUCAUUUAUGACACAAGCUUCUUCUUGUAUCAGAUGAAGACAAAUGUAAAGAAAAUGUCCAUCUUAUUAUCUGCAAAAUUAAUUAACAGAAGUAC
Messenger RNA from Polyodon spathula (Mississippi paddlefish), 2517 nucleotides. Its product is annotated as somatostatin receptor type 2-like. The transcript has a single exon. Gene Ontology annotation, molecular function: somatostatin receptor activity; neuropeptide binding. The record is from RefSeq and is a predicted model, not a curated record. Gene Ontology annotation, cellular component: neuron projection; membrane. Gene Ontology annotation, biological process: neuropeptide signaling pathway; cellular response to glucocorticoid stimulus; regulation of insulin secretion. Bases 215 to 1264 code for a protein of 349 amino acids. Lineage: Eukaryota; Metazoa; Chordata; Actinopteri; Acipenseriformes; Polyodontidae.